This is a messenger RNA of Cavenderia fasciculata, 339 nucleotides long. RefSeq names its product glycogen synthase. The transcript has 3 exons. Gene Ontology annotation, biological process: glycogen biosynthetic process. Gene Ontology annotation, molecular function: alpha-1,4-glucan glucosyltransferase (UDP-glucose donor) activity. Gene Ontology annotation, cellular component: cytoplasm. The coding region runs from base 1 to 339 and encodes 112 amino acids. NCBI's taxonomy places the organism in Eukaryota, Evosea, Eumycetozoa, Acytosteliales, Cavenderiaceae. The record is from RefSeq and is a predicted model, not a curated record.
AUGUCACAAUUAAGGGUGACAGGUAGUUCUUCAGCAUCACCUCUAUCCUUUUCAUCUUCGAUACCUGCACCUACAGCUAUCCCACAACAAGCAUCUACUGAAGUGGCACUGUUUGAUAUCAGUUGGGAAGUUUGUAAAAAGGUUGGUGGUAUCUAUACCGUAUUGAAAUCUAAAGCUCCAAUUACAGUUGAAGAAUAUAAAAGUAGAUAUGCAUUAAUUGGACCAUAUAAUUCAGAGACUGCAGCAACUGAAUUCGAACCAUUGACACCUGGACCAUUGACACAACCGGUCAUUGACAAUAUGAUGAAAAAAGUCUUAUCCAAAGGUAUUCUUGAUUGA